Messenger RNA from Rhinolophus ferrumequinum (greater horseshoe bat), 616 nucleotides. Its product is annotated as eukaryotic translation initiation factor 1-like. Gene Ontology annotation, cellular component: eukaryotic 43S preinitiation complex. Gene Ontology annotation, molecular function: translation initiation factor activity; ribosomal small subunit binding; RNA binding. The transcript has a single exon. Bases 75 to 416 code for a protein of 113 amino acids. The record is from RefSeq and is a predicted model, not a curated record. Lineage: Eukaryota; Metazoa; Chordata; Mammalia; Chiroptera; Rhinolophidae. Gene Ontology annotation, biological process: translational initiation.
CAUCCCCCCUGCCCGCCUUCUCCUGCCGCCGCCUUCCGCAGGCCAUUUCCACUGAGGAAAAGGAAUCGUAUCGUAUGUCCACCAUCCAGAACCUCCACUCUUUUGACCCCUUUGCUGAUGCAAGUGAGGGUGAUGAUCUGCUUCCUGCUGGCACUGAGGAUUAUAUCCAUAUAAGAAUUCAACAGAGAAACAGCAGGAAAACCCUUACUACUGUCCAAGGGAUCGCUGAUGAUUAUGAUAAAAAGAAACUAGUGAAGGCCUUUAAGAAGAAAUUUGCCUGCAACGGUACUGUAAUUGAGCAUCCAGAAUAUGGAGAAGUAAUUCAGCUUCAGGGUGACCGGCGCAAGAACAUACGCCAGUUCCUCAUCGAGACUGGACUGGCUAAGGAGGACGAGCUGAAGGUUUAUGGGUUUUAGGUGCUUUUGGCUCACUGAAGCUUACUUAAGUGAGGAUUUCCUUGCAAUGAGUAGAGUUUCCUUUCUGUCCCUUGUCACAAGUUUAAAAACCUCACAGCUUGUAUAAUGUAACCAUUUGGGGUCUGCUUUUAACUUGGACUAGUGUAACUCCUUCAUGCAAUAAACUGAAAAGAGCCAUGGGGAAAAAAAAAACUCAGCUA